AUGAAGCUGAGGAGGCUGAAGACGCUGAGGGGGAGGAGGAAGAAGAAGACACACCCAGCUACCCGCGCUUUACGCAGACACCAGAUUCCCCGUCACGAACGUCAUUACAUGGCCCACCUACAUAGCUCCUCCACCCUCGAUCUCCGACGUCUGAGUCAGCAGUACAUCAACCUCUUCCAAAUGCCUACAAAACCAUCCCGCGAGAGUAGCAUGCAACCCCGCCUCUCACCACACCGCAGCAAGACACUAAAUAAGGCCGGGUACACACCAGAACCAUUCUUAAGAGCCUUAGAAAAAGUGACAAAUCCCCCCCGCCUCGCCGUCGACAGAGACCUCGAGGCCCAGCUAAAAGAUGAAUGCAAGACUACGGGGCUCAGCAUAAUUGUCAUGAAUUGCGUCGGUGCAUGUUGCUGGUUGCUCGAGUUCUGGAUCAUGUAUGUUGUGUGGUGCUGGAUUGAGGAGCUGCGGGCGCAGAUUUGA
Messenger RNA from Morchella importuna, 480 nucleotides. RefSeq lists its product as uncharacterized. The record is from RefSeq and is a predicted model, not a curated record. The transcript has 4 exons. Lineage: Eukaryota; Fungi; Ascomycota; Pezizomycetes; Pezizales; Morchellaceae. The coding region runs from base 1 to 480 and encodes 159 amino acids.